Drosophila biarmipes is the source of this 1699-nucleotide messenger RNA. It is a transcript of the gene ppk21, whose product is annotated as pickpocket protein 19. Gene Ontology annotation, biological process: sodium ion transmembrane transport. The coding region runs from base 1 to 1689 and encodes 562 amino acids. The record is from RefSeq and is a predicted model, not a curated record. Gene Ontology annotation, molecular function: ligand-gated sodium channel activity. The transcript is spliced from 7 exons. Gene Ontology annotation, cellular component: membrane. NCBI's taxonomy places the organism in Eukaryota, Metazoa, Arthropoda, Insecta, Diptera, Drosophilidae.
AUGUUCUAUCCUCUGGAACUUCCAAGGCCACGUAGGCCACUUUAUGGGGCUUUUGGGGGGCAAUCAGGACUCAUCCAGACGCAGAAGGAUCCCAAGGACAAGAGUCGGUUGGGAAGACUUUGGCGUUUCUAUCUGCCGUAUUUCAAGGAUUACGCAGAAGAAUCCUCUGUACAUGGCAUACGAUAUCUGGCAGAUCCCAAGUUGAGGAAAUUCGAGAGGUAUGGAAGUAUAAAUUAUAAGUUCAUCUGGCUUCUGAUUCUGAUAGCCACCAGCAUUGGUGCCAUUUUGGUUUACGUGGACCUGAACGAACUGUAUCAAUCGGUGCGAAUUCAGACUACCAUUAAGAACACCAUGCUACCGAUUUUUCGAAUACCAUUUCCCUCGAUUGGCCUCUGUCCAAGAAACCGACUGAACUGGAAGCUCCUGGAGAACGGAGCAGCUGAGCACUUCCUGGGUGCCAAUGUGUCUGCCGUCAAAAAGGACCUCUUUAUCAAGUUCUUCACAGCGGCGGGCGAUCCUCAUUUGUCCCGCAUGAACGAAAUGUCCAGAUUCUUUAUGAACGAAACUCUGGCUAGUAAUCUACACAUGUUAGAUUCUCUAAACCUUCGGGAUGUCUAUAAGUACAUUCAGUUUAAGUGUCAAGAUCUCUUCAAAAUGUGCCGAUGGCGGGGCAAUCCAGUCAAUUGCUGCGAUGUAUUUGAGGACCAGUUCACGGAGUCUGGUCUAUGUUUCGUCUUCAACACGGAAAUAAGUCCAAGAUCGCGAAAAAGAGCAAAGGAGGACCAGUUCUAUCCCCGAAGGACGGCGCAGUAUGGCGAAGGAACUGGACUGGAUGUUUUUCUGAGGCUUAAUAGAUCCCUCAUCCGCCCCGGAAAAAGGGGCAUAAAUGUCAUGAUCAAGCAGACGCAGCAGUGGAGCGAUGCCAUACGUCUCGUGCCUCCAGAGACACACAGCAGGGUCAGCAUCACACCACGCUACACCGUCUCUAGCGAACGGACCCGGUCCGUGCCUACGGAGGUCAGAAGAUGUCUUUUUGAUGACGAAACUGACAGUCCGCACUACAAAAACCUGCCGGGAUUCCAGUACUGGGUGGGUAAUUGCCGCAGCAGGUGCCACCAGGAACAUGUCCUCGACCUCUGCAAUUGCUCUCCCUCUAUAUUUUUUCCCUUCAACGAAAAUGAUAAUUUUACCCUCUGCAAGCCCUCGGACUUCAAGUGUCUCUAUGACAACAGACUUACAUUCAGCAUUGAACGCCAUCCCGAUGAGAACGAUUUUGUUAAGAAUCCUUUUAAUGAAAGCAUGAUUUGUGACUGUUUCACCAGUUGCACUCAGCUUAUUUUUGAGCGGGUUUAUACCACUAACCCACUAGAUAAUAACGAGACGGAUACUGAGGCGGGUACUACGCGCAUAGAUAUAUUCUUUCAAUCUGGUUGGUUCGUUCAAUAUCAAACCGUCAUGAGAUUUACCUUUGUGGAGCUCCUGGCUAGUUUUGGUGGUAUAAUUGGGCUCUUUCUGGGCGCCUCUUUACUUAGCGGCUUUGAGUUGGUCUACUACUUCACUAUUGGUCUUUAUAUGUACGUUCAUGAUAAGAGAGAAGUUAAGAAACCAGAGCCUCGCAUUGUAACUAUACCAUUUGGCCAGAGAAAAAUAACACCAAUUAAGUACAUACAUCAAAGUUUUAAUAAAUAAAGUAUGGAUC